This is a messenger RNA of Capronia coronata CBS 617.96, 387 nucleotides long. RefSeq lists its product as uncharacterized. The record is from RefSeq and is a predicted model, not a curated record. The coding region runs from base 1 to 387 and encodes 128 amino acids. The transcript has a single exon. Lineage: Eukaryota; Fungi; Ascomycota; Eurotiomycetes; Chaetothyriales; Herpotrichiellaceae.
AUGUGCCGCGACAUCACUCUCAAUUUCACCUGCACAGCCUCACACCCGACGCACCAGAUGAGCUUCACCCAACCUUGCCCAAAGGCCAAACCGUCCAAAGCCUCCUCUUCCUCCCCAGACUCCUCGGGCUCGGGGUCAGGAUUCGGUCUGUCCCUUACACGUAGCAUCUCACGUGCCCUCGAGCCGAAACCGGACCCGGCGGUGCUCAGAGCUUAUACAGUGACGGCAAACAGGCCGUGUGAAGCGUGCGCCGAGGGCGGCAGCAAAGUCGGCGAGCCGCCGAGCUUGAAGAAUCUCGGUGGGAAUCUGGGUGAUAGACAUACGUUGAGCGUAGAGGAAGGGGCGGAGGAGUGUGCUCAAUUGGGCGCAUGGGUUCAGAGGUUGUGA